AAUAAAGCCAAACUUCGUUUGCAGCCCUAAUAAAGUGCUAUUCAUCAAGAAAAUACAAAAUAAAUAUCUCCAUCAAAGUCCACCUUUUUUCUGUGUGCGCUCUCCAUAGUCAUGAGCCUCUUCGGUCUCGGCAGGAACCAGAGGACGUUUCGUCCAAAGAAGAGUGCACCUUCGGGGAGUAAGGGGGCACAACUAAGGCAACACAUUGAUGCUACGUUGGGUAGCGGAAACCUGCGAGAAGCUGUGAGACUUCCUCCUGGGGAGGAUAUAAACGAAUGGCUUGCCGUCAACACUGUGGAUUUCUUCAAUCAAGUCAAUCUUCUUUAUGGCACCCUAACCGAGUUCUGUACACCGGAGAUUUGCCCCACCAUGACCGCGGGUCCCAAGUAUGAGUACCGAUGGGCUGAUGGCGUGCAAAUCAAGAAACCUAUUGAAGUUUCGGCUCCAAAAUAUGUUGAGUUGUUGAUGGAUUGGAUUGAAUCACAGUUAGAUGACGAAUCUAUAUUUCCUCAAAGGCUUGGCGCGCCAUUUCCAGCAAAUUUUAGGGACGUUGUGAAAACGAUAUUUAAACGUUUGUUUCGUGUAUAUGCGCAUAUCUACCAUACACACUUUCAGAAGAUUGUGAGUCUUAAAGAGGAAGCCCAUUUGAACACAUGUUUCAAGCAUUUCAUAUUGUUUACAUGUGAGUUUUCUUUGAUCGACAAGAAGGAGCUUGCCCCGCUUCAUGAGCUUAUAGAAUCCAUCGUCACUUAUUGAAAACGUUCGUGUUUGGCAUAUCAUUAACUUUGAUAAUAUUCGGGAGCUGAAUAAGGUGGCGGUGUUACAAAUAUCGUGCUAGAUUUUAUCUAAUGUAACUAUUGUCGUUUAUUGGCUUAUAUCAUUCUAGUUGACAAAAUUUUAAGAUUAUGCUGGAUUUUUUUUCUGGUU
Messenger RNA from Helianthus annuus (common sunflower), 927 nucleotides. Its product is annotated as MOB kinase activator-like 1A. The coding region runs from base 112 to 756 and encodes 214 amino acids. Lineage: Eukaryota; Viridiplantae; Streptophyta; Magnoliopsida; Asterales; Asteraceae. The record is from RefSeq and is a predicted model, not a curated record. The transcript is spliced from 7 exons. Gene Ontology annotation, biological process: positive regulation of protein phosphorylation; signal transduction. Gene Ontology annotation, cellular component: cytoplasm; nucleus. Gene Ontology annotation, molecular function: protein kinase activator activity.